Messenger RNA from Melampsora larici-populina 98AG31, 1596 nucleotides. RefSeq lists its product as uncharacterized. Gene Ontology annotation, cellular component: membrane; intracellular membrane-bounded organelle. The record is from RefSeq and is a predicted model, not a curated record. NCBI's taxonomy places the organism in Eukaryota, Fungi, Basidiomycota, Pucciniomycetes, Pucciniales, Melampsoraceae. Gene Ontology annotation, biological process: transmembrane transport. The transcript is spliced from 5 exons. The coding region runs from base 107 to 1462 and encodes 451 amino acids.
CAAACAAACUAUAUAUCAUUCAUCCAUCAAACUACCUCAACCAUACCAAGCAAACACCAAAUCAAUCAAUCAACCAACCAACCAGCAUUGAAGUCUCUUUCUCAUCAUGUCAACUCAAUUUGCCACAGUCACCUUGAUUGUUGGAAUGUUAGCAACCGGUUGCUCAAACAGUCUCUGGUCAAAGUUUCAAGACAAACAAUGUGUAGAAAACUGUCAAAACCCAGACCCUUCAACUCAUCAACACUUUGAACAACCAGUAUGGCAAACCCUCAACAUGUUUGCCGGCGAAAGUUUAUGUUUGAUUGCAUUUUAUCUAAUCAAAUACACAUUCAAAGCCAGCAAACCAAUCUCACUUCAUGAUUACCAACCUAUUCCAAGACAUUCAGAAGAAAGUCAACCCAGAGGAUCUGAAGAUCAUCCUAUCAUUUCAGAUUCAUUAAUCCAACCUAUUCAUUUAAAUUCGGAUGAUCCAUCGAAUAAUGAUCAAACCCCUUUAGCUGUUCAUGGUCCUACUCCUAAUCCGAUCGUAACUUCUUUAGAACCUAAUCAACUUACUGUGAUGUCUUCUCAACCUGAAACGUUUCAACUCAUAGGGAUCCAGAAAAUGAUCUUUUGGUUACCUACGAUCUUUGAUAUUUGUGGUACAACUUUAAUGAACGUCGGUUUAUUAUUUGUUCCAGUUUCGGUUUUUCAAAUGAUCAGAGGUGCCUUACCACUUUGGGUAGCAUUCUUUUCGGUUAUUUUUCUUAAACGAACCUUUAAAGCUCAUAAAUGGUUAAGUUUAUUGAUCAUCACUUUUGGAGUCGCUCUUGUCGGAUUUGCUGGUUCGUUACAGUCUAAAGAGAAAACUGAGAUGAAAAGUUUAGGUGCAGAUGAUGGAACGAAAACUGUACUGGGAAUCUUUUUGAUUUUCUUUGCUCAAGUUUUUUCGGCAAGUCAAUUUGUAGUUGAAGAAAAGAUUAUGACAAAGUAUGAAGUACCUCCAUUAGAAGCUGUUGGAUUAGAAGGCAUCUUUGGUCUCUUUACUACUGUGAUAGCUAUUCCAGUCUUACAUAUCUUUAUUGGAUCUAAACCGGCCGGUCGAAAAGGUUAUUUCGAUGCCAACGAAGGAUUUCAUCAAAUCAUUUCAAAUUCUCAAAUCCUUUGGUCUUCAUUAGCCAUAGCGAUUAGUAUUUCAAUGUUUAAUUUUUGUGGACUAGCAGUUACUAAACAUAUUUCGGCAACUGUUCGAUCGGUGAUUGAUACUUGUAGAUCGAUUGGGAUUUGGAUGGUUUCUAUUGGCUUGGGUUGGGAAGUCUUUAAUGGAUUACAACUCUUAGGGUUCUUGAUCUUGAUCUUGGGUACAUUUUUGUUUAAUGAGAUUUGGGUUUAUCCGAUUUGGUUUUUAAAUUUUUUGGAAACUGUCUUUGGUUUUGAACUUGAUGCUCCUCAACAUCAUCAACGUGAUCAAAGGUUGGAUUGACGUGUCGUGAUUUUGUACUCUUUUUUGUUUUUCGUUUUUUUGGUUUGUUGUACUUUUUAGUUUUUUUUUUGAUCUCUUUACAUAUCUUAUCGUUUGUUGUAAUGCAACCCAUUUAGUUUUUAAAAGCAACCAUU